CAAGGUACCUUCGACUGAAAAACACAGUAGAGAUAGUCACUUAGCUGUGAAGAUGAAGGAUAACAACAUGAACAAAACCUGCUGUUUUGGCGACAAAAGACAGUGUACCACAUUUGCCGGGGAAAUAAGAGCAGGAACUAUAACUAAAGAAGGUGUCAUCGUUUUUGUUCUCCUCAUCAUUGCCAUAGUCCUUCAAGUGUUUCAGUUUUACAUGUUCAGAAAGAGAUGGAAAAUAGGGACAGCCCCCUGGAAAAGAAACCGGAUCCAAUCUCAGACCUCGGGACGGGAUCAGGAUGUGGCUGAAUGUAUCCCAAAAAGUGAAGACAACAAAGCCCCAAAAGAUGACGAAGAUUCAUCGGGGAAAAAGGUGGUUGAAUACGUCACCUCUUACACUGAAGAACAAAACCCUGAGAAUCGACCUGGGAUUAAAAAACCCCAAAAAGAUGUUUGCGUAAAUAAUGUGAAAGCACUCAGAUAUAGCAAACAAAGAAGUAAUGAAACGGUGUACUCCAAUAAUUCUUUGAUAUAUCCCUUGGUCCAAAAUUCCCAAGAAUCAUCUCCCUCGACAAAGGAAAAAAUUGAAAAGGAGUACGAUUAUACCAGUUUUGCUAUGGUACAAGGUCCUGAUAGAGCGUCUGCACCCUUUGUAGAGGACAAAAAAGAAUCCCCACUGCUGGACCAUAGGGGAAGAACUGUCAGAGAAAAACGCCCAACACCUUGUAGAAAUCAAAAAAUUAGGAAAGCUCCGAAUCCAAUGCGAUCUAAGAUUCCCAGUCCUCCGUCACGAAUGUGCUCCAAACGACAAAAGAAAAUAAAAUCUAGAAAGAUGGAAAAAACUGACUACCUAGACUGGGAAACUUGUCACACAAAUGUGGUAAAGAGCACGCGCAAUCUCAACACCGGGUGUAUUGCGCCUAGCACAAGAGACCGUGGCGCUACUAGAAGCAUGUCACUAGGUAUAACCUCUUCCAUGAGUUGGAAUAUCAACAAUGACUUUGACGACGAUUCAGAUACAGAUGACAGCAAAGAAGAAUUUACCCCCCAGUUAACUUGGUACAUACAAAGGCUUAAGGAAAAACACCCAUACAUAUUACAGAGGUCUAAAACGGGGUGUGUAGGACGAAAAAAAUACUCUGAUACGCGUGAAACCAAGACAUUAGGUUCCAAAUCUUCACAAAGUCUUGGUGUCAUGUUUAUACUGGAUAAGAAUAAAAGUGUCAGUGUUGAAGAUGACCUUGAAAAGAGAAGCUCCGCGGAUUACUUAGCCAUAAUAGACGUACCAAGUCACAAUGAGCAAGAGAAGAUAUUGGAGGAGGGGGUAAUACAAACAGAAGCUGCUCUUUCAUGUAUGUCAGAGGAAAAUGUGGAUAAUGCACAAUGUCAAAUCACAGUGAUGAAGUCUACGUUGAAAUCAGACAGGCCUCUUGUUAAAGGACCACAAACAGCGGAAGAGGUGACUUAUGUAAAUAAGGAAGUUGUUCGUAUGGCUGAUUGCAAUCUUGUUCACGAAAGAACAGGGAGUGCUGUUCUUAACAUGCGUAACUCAGAAGAACUACUGAAUUACACAGAAGACAAAACCGAUCUGUUCACAAUGGCGUGUGACAGCUUUGUUUGAAGUGAAAUGUAAUUUUCCUUAUCUUAUAAAAUCGAAUUACACACGUUACAAAUAACAUAACUUUCUUACCAAGCUUACUCCCUCCUAUUCAAGGGUUAAUUGCUUGAAGUAAAAUCAACAUGAACGAUUUUUAAAUAUAUUUUGGAGUACACAGAGGAAGAACGUGUGAAUACUAAAAACGACACAACUGCACUAUCUCCCAACAAAGAAAUGGAAACAUUGAUUGGCAUAUGGUUUAGAACCUCAUUCCAAGAAUAUAAAACAAUACUCGUUCUGACUUUAUUUCACUCCCGCUUGAAAAGCGGAGGUAUAAAGUGACGGGGGUGUCCGUCCGUACGUGCUUCCGCCUGUACGUCCGAAACACUUGGGGGUACUCUUCUUUUAUCCACACAUACCACUAAAUCAAAUUUAUUGAAACUUUCACAGAAUUUUUUUUACGUACUGCUAUUGUGCACCUCUUAUUUCUCGUUCCGAUGGGACAGAUAUCUGGGGUUUCUCAAAGAAAAACCUGUACACUGCCAUUCUUUCUAUAAUAUUAGGGGCACCCUUCUCAUCUACAUCUCGUAUACAACUAAAUAAAAUUUAAUGAGACUUUACAGAAUCUUUAUUACACAGUGCCAUUGUGCUGCUCCUAUCUCUCGUUUCGAUGGGCAGAUGUUUGGGGUUUCCCAUAGCACACCAAGGACGCUGCCAAUCUUUCUAAAAUAUUGGGAGUGGGGAUGGGGGUUACCCAUCACUUUUCCACAAGUCCUCCUAGACCACUGAAUAAUUUUAAUAAGGCAUUUAUCGGAUCUUUAUGCCAUUGUGUACUUCCUAUUUUUCGUUUCGAUGGGACACAUAUUUCGGGUUUUCCAUAGCAAAAAAGGACUUAAUUUGCUAUUAUACUCAUAUGGGUGCGAAGGGUAUCAUUUUGUGAGCACAGUGCUCACAGUACCUUUAGUUAAUAUAUACGUUGUAUUUCCUCUUAUACUUGUAGUAACAAAAUAUCUUGAUCUUUUACUGCAAUAUGAUUAAAAUCAGACUUCUUAGAUCCGCGCCGUAUACAUUCUGAGUAAGAAGUUUGAUUUUAAACUGCCUUUUACUGCUGUACUUAAUAGGUUAUUGUAAUGUUUUUGAAACGGACCUAGAUGUAGAAUGUACCUUUAUGAAAACAGUAAAGAUAUUAAAAUUUUAA
Saccostrea echinata is the source of this 2789-nucleotide messenger RNA. RefSeq lists its product as uncharacterized. Lineage: Eukaryota; Metazoa; Mollusca; Bivalvia; Ostreida; Ostreidae. The coding region runs from base 53 to 1615 and encodes 520 amino acids. The transcript has 5 exons. The record is from RefSeq and is a predicted model, not a curated record.